GGCGGAAGCGGCGGUGACGCGGGCGGCAGCGGCGCCGGAAGCGGAAGCGCGGCCGGGCGGGCGGGCGGUGGUGGCGGCGCCGGCGAUGCUGUCGCUGGAUUUUCUGGACGAUGUUCGGCGCAUGAACAAGCGGCAGCUGUACUACCAGGUGCUGAACUUCGGGAUGAUCGUCUCGUCCGCGCUCAUGAUCUGGAAGGGGCUGAUGGUGGUGACGGGCAGCGAGAGCCCCAUCGUUGUGGUGCUGAGCGGAAGCAUGGAGCCCGCGUUUCACAGGGGAGACCUGCUGUUCCUCACGAACCGAAUCGAAGAUCCCAUCAGAGUGGGAGAAAUCGUCGUCUUUAGGAUAGAAGGACGGGAAAUUCCCAUAGUCCAUCGUGUCCUGAAAAUUCAUGAGAAGCAAAACGGUGACAUCAAAUUUCUGACGAAGGGAGACAAUAACGCCGUGGAUGACCGAGGGCUGUACAAACGGGGGCAGCACUGGUUGGAGAAAAAGGACGUCGUGGGACGAGCGAGAGGAUUUGUGCCCUACAUUGGAAUAGUGACUAUCUUAAUGAACGAUUAUCCGAAAUUCAAGUACGCAGUCCUCUUUUUACUGGGUUUAUUUGUGCUGGUCCAUCGAGAGUAGCCUCUUGCACUGAAACACAAGCUGAACGUGCCAAGGAUUUUUUUAGAUGAACGUUUGAAGUAGAUGAUGGUCCGGCGUGCCGGGAGGAAGAAGAAAACAUGCAUUUCAAAGCUGCUUGCCAGUUUGGGUUUGUCUUGUUUUUUACUGCGCAAGGGCGGAUGUUUGUCACAGUAUUUCCAAUGGUUUGUCACAUUUUAGCAUUUUUAGUGAGUUUUUAUAUUAAAAAUUUAAGCCAAACCGUUCAGUGUUUGUACUUUGGAGCUGAGCUUCCUCUCCAAGUGCCUGCAGGACCGUGUCCUCCGCGUCGGGCGAGCGCGGCCGCUCGGGCGCUGCCCGCGCUGUCACACCGCGAGCCGCGGACGCGAUGUUUGUUCCAAUUCCCAUUUGGAAUAAAGGUUUUUCAUCUCGCCCGA
Messenger RNA from Columba livia (rock pigeon), 1038 nucleotides. RefSeq names its product SEC11 homolog A, signal peptidase complex subunit (gene SEC11A). Bases 86 to 625 code for a protein of 179 amino acids. The record is from RefSeq and is a predicted model, not a curated record. Gene Ontology annotation, molecular function: serine-type endopeptidase activity. The transcript has 6 exons. Lineage: Eukaryota; Metazoa; Chordata; Aves; Columbiformes; Columbidae. Gene Ontology annotation, cellular component: signal peptidase complex; membrane.